Molecule: messenger RNA, 1341 nt
Organism: Gongylonema pulchrum
Lineage: Eukaryota; Metazoa; Nematoda; Chromadorea; Rhabditida; Gongylonematidae
Source: the annotation of a GenBank genome assembly
AUGGCAAAGAUGAAUGAAGCGAAGGAGCAGUGGGGUGCGCUGAAGCGCAAAGCACAAGCACGUAAAGAUGGCCUCGAUCGAUCUUAUAACCUCCAUCGAUUUCUUGCCGAUUAUCGCGACCUUUGCUCAUGGAUUAAUGACAUGAAAGCGGUAAUAUCAGCUGAUGAGUUGGCCAAAGAUGUUGCUGGGGCGGAAGCAUUGCUCGAAAGCCACCAGGAGCAUCGGGGCGAAAUUGAUGCUCGUGAAGAUAGCUUCACGCAAACUGCAGAAGCAGGGCAAAAAUUACUGGACGAAGGCGUUGAGCAAUCCGAUGAAGCAGAGACGUGGAUGACAAAGCAAGAGGCAUUCCUGGCCAACGACGAUCUUGGCGAUAGCUUGGAUAGCGUGGAAUCGCUGAUUAAAAAGCAUGAAGAUUUCGAGAAGUCACUGGCAGCGCAGGAAGAGAAAAUCAACGCUUUGGACGAAUUUGCAACGAAAUUGAUCCAGGGCCAGCAUUAUGCGGCCGAUGAUGCAGCUGAAAGACGAAAACAGCUUGAAAACUCUUACCGCUUACAACAGUUCGAUCGUGACUGCGACGAAAUGCUUGGAUGGAUUACCGAAAAGCUGAAGACGGCGAGAGAUGAUUCUUACUUGGAUCCCACCAACAUCAGGCAAAAGCAUCUCAACUACGAGCAGGAACUGCGAGCGAACAAGAACCGUCUUGAUGAAAUUAACGCAACCGGAAGUGCGCUGGUCGAGGAGAAUCAUUACGCAGCACCACAUAUUCGGGAGCGACUGGGUGAAGUGAACGGUAUGUGGGAUGAAUUAGUGGACGCAACCGCAAAGAAGGGAGCCAAACUGAAGGAAGCCGGCGAUCAGCAACUCUUCAACAGCGAUUAUCAUGCGCAUCAGGAUCGUGUUGAUGUGAUCGGACAGCAGGCAAAAGCUUUCUCGGAUGGUGGUCAUUUCGAUGCUCCAAUGAUUUUGCGUAAGGAGGAGGCUUUGAAGAGCAGAUAUAACGCGCUACGUGAUCCACUGAAUCGACGAAAGGAGAAAUUAGCUGACGGCAAAGUGAUUACAGGACGUGACUUAAUCGGUGUGCAAAACUUGAUCAAAAAGCAGCAGGCACUGAUCGCCGAAAUUGCAAACCAUGAACCACAAAUUGAAGCAGUAGCAGCAGCAGCCGAAGCAAUGAUUAAGCAGGGGCACUUUCUUGCACCGGAUAUUCGUGACAAGCUGGCUCAGCUCCGAGACAGCUGGAGAAACCUGAAAGCAAAGGCAGAUAAGCGCCGCCAGGAUCUCGACGAUUCCUUACAGGCAACUUUUUGCAACAUUUUUUGGCACACCGCCAAGAAUUCAUAG